Manihot esculenta (cassava) is the source of this 1466-nucleotide messenger RNA. Its product is annotated as heat stress transcription factor B-4. The record is from RefSeq and is a predicted model, not a curated record. The coding region runs from base 142 to 1221 and encodes 359 amino acids. Gene Ontology annotation, biological process: regulation of transcription by RNA polymerase II. Lineage: Eukaryota; Viridiplantae; Streptophyta; Magnoliopsida; Malpighiales; Euphorbiaceae. The transcript is spliced from 2 exons. Gene Ontology annotation, cellular component: nucleus. Gene Ontology annotation, molecular function: DNA-binding transcription factor activity; RNA polymerase II cis-regulatory region sequence-specific DNA binding.
CUCACCCCCCCCCCCCCCACCCUUAUUCUUUUAGUUCUCUUGGUUGCUUGCUCGCUAGUCACAGCCAAAGCCUCCACUGUUUCCCUUCGACACCCCUCUCUCUCUCUCUGUCGCAGAGUAUCAGGCUGCUUUUAGUCUUCAAUGGCUCUUAUGCUAGACAACUGUGAAAGCAUAUUGCUGUCACUAGACUCCCAUAAAUCGGUCCCAGCCCCGUUUCUUACUAAAACCUACCAAUUAGUUGAUGAUCCCACCACCGACCACAUAGUAUCUUGGGGUGAAGAUGAUACAACUUUCGUUGUUUGGAGACCGCCUGAGUUUGCCAGAGAUCUCCUUCCUAACUAUUUCAAGCAUAACAACUUCUCUAGCUUUGUCAGACAACUUAAUACCUAUGGUUUUAGGAAGGUUGUACCUGACAGAUGGGAGUUCGCAAAUGAGUUUUUCAAGAAAGGAGAGAAGCAUUUGCUCUGUGAAAUCCAUAGAAGAAAAACAGCUCAGCCACAUGUAGCUUUCAAUCACCAGCACCAUCACCACCCACAUUCUCCGCUGGGUGUUAACGGACCAGGUUUCUUUCCAUUUUCAGGCCGAGUUAGCAUCUCGCCUUCUGAAUCAGAUGAACAACCCAACAACUGGUGUGACUCGCCGCCUCUCUCUUCACCGAGAGGAGGAGAGGCUAAUGCUUCAGUUAUUAAUGGUGGUGGAUAUAACAGCUCGGUAACUGCCUUGUCAGAGGAUAACGAGAGAUUAAGGAGAAGCAAUAACAUGCUCAUGUCUGAGCUUGCACACAUGAGAAAGCUUUACAAUGAUAUUAUCUAUUUUGUCCAAAAUCAUGUUAAGCCUGUGACUCCAAGCAAUUCCUAUCCUUCUUCCUUGCUUCUUUGUUCCCCAACAUCUACUGCUAACCCUUUUGCUUCUAACGGCUCUUUGGUACAAAAGCCUUUAAACCAGCUCCUUGGAUAUUACCCUCCUACUAACGCUAAGCAAAUUCCUCAGGUUCAAGUUUUAAACUCUCCUAGCACCACUUCACAGAGCACUCUGACAAUUCUUGAAGAUUCCAACACCAAUGGCUUCAAGACGAAGUUGUUUGGUGUGCCUCUACAAUCCAAGAAAAGAUUGCACCCCGAAUAUUCUUCUAGUACCGGAAACAUGGAGCCUAGUAAAGCUCGUUUGGUGUUAGAAAAUGAUGAUUUAGGGUUGAAUCUCAUGCCACCUUCAGCAUGUUAGUUCCUCAAUCAUUCAAAGUUCUGAGGUUUCUGCCCUCUUUUCUUUUUUCUUCCUCACUACUUUCAUUUAGAUUUUUUCUUGUUCGAUUGCCAUGUGUGUGCGUGCUGUGUGGGCGUUUGUGACUUUGUACAUAAUUUUAGUGCCAGGGUAUUAUCUUGUUUCCCUCCUAGCCAUGAGUGCAGGCGGGUUUUUGUUAGAGUGAUUAUCAAAGAAAAUUUAAAAAUCACAAACUCCAUCUUCCUCUA